AUGAAGCUAAUGAUCGCACUGAUCAUGAUUGGACUUACGCUUCUUCAACACAGCAAUGGAGCCGUUACAUACGCUCCUCCGCCGGACACAGAGAAGCCAUAUCCGACCGCUCCACCAUGUGCAACUCCUGCACCAUCGACACCAAUUUAUUGUCCUUUGUGCUCUUGCAACCCUCCAAAAGACUGUAUUCCACGUAAGACAAAUAUUAUUUUCAGGUGCCUCAUUAAGUGCCCACCUCCACCUGCUGACACUCAGUAG
Messenger RNA from Necator americanus (New World hookworm), 258 nucleotides. RefSeq lists its product as uncharacterized. Lineage: Eukaryota; Metazoa; Nematoda; Chromadorea; Rhabditida; Ancylostomatidae. The transcript has 4 exons. Bases 1 to 258 code for a protein of 85 amino acids. The record is from RefSeq and is a predicted model, not a curated record.